Molecule: messenger RNA, 2391 nt
Organism: Aspergillus bombycis
Lineage: Eukaryota; Fungi; Ascomycota; Eurotiomycetes; Eurotiales; Aspergillaceae
Product: Zn(II)2Cys6 transcription factor
Exons: 6
Biological process (GO): DNA-templated transcription; regulation of DNA-templated transcription
Molecular function (GO): DNA binding; zinc ion binding; DNA-binding transcription factor activity, RNA polymerase II-specific
Source: RefSeq, a predicted model, not a curated record
GGCCUCGAGAGCCGUUCGCAAGCAUGUGACCACAGCAUGUAUCCCCUGCAGUGUGACGGAAACACCCCGACGUGUAAAAACUGUCGAAUAAAAGGGAAAGACUGUAGCUAUCGGCAAACUGAUGACAAACGCAAGGUCCCAGUGCGAGUCGCCGUUGGCUUCCUAGCUCAGAGAGUUGAUCAGCUGUCGCGCUUCAUCCGGGACCAUGGCCUCCAGAGGCCGGAGAUAAAUGAUGAAGGUUAUGUCGCUGUCAAGAAUAUCCUUGACGCUCUUGAGAUUACCUGUGAAGAUUUCCGCAAAAGUGAGGGGCACCCUGGGACUAUAACGGGCCAACAGGUUCAUAAUAAGAUAUACGCCGAUGACAACGGUGUGCCUCAAUUGGGACUUCCACAAUUAGAAGAAGCAGGAGCUAACGGCCCAACGAGCCGGGGCUAUGGAGCUUCCUAUCGGGUUGGCCAGAAUACCGGCGAUGGAGGGCAUUUAGUGGAAGGCAAUGCGUCUGGUCAAGCCAUAGUAGAAGAUAUUAUACCGCACUCUGGAAGUCAGGAACCGAUGUAUCCGACCUCACUGGAACAGAAUCCCUCAUUGAAUGAAUCUCUGUUUGAGCCGAUGGCCACUCCACCUGAGCCAAAUGGAAAUGACUCGGACAGCGAUGAUGAAGUAACUAACCAGGUGUCAUAUCGUCUGGGACGGCUACAGCUCACACAUCAUGGUCAACUUCGAUAUUUCGGCUCAACCUCUAAUCUCACCUUGUUAGACGCCCUAGUUGGCGUUAUACCACCCAGUCCAAGCUCUUUACAGAGAGACACACAGGAGGUUCUCGAGAAUGCGGACCUCAACAUCCCCGUGCAGGAAGAACUCGAGAGACAUCUAAUUGAGCUUUAUUUUGCAUGGCAAGACCCGUGGCUACAUGUAGUGGACAUGGAUGUCUUCUGGAAGGCCCAAUCAGGGUAUCCAAAUGAACGAUCAUCCACACAAUACUAUUCUCGUGCUUUGUCGAAUGCCAUGUGUGCAUUAGGUGCCGCACAUGAAUCAAAGUACCAUCCAGAUCUAGUAACAUUUCCCCGGUCGCUCUCCGAACUUUUCGGUGAUAGGGCAAAGUUGCUGCUGGAGCUUGAGAUGGAAAACCCCUCCGUUGCCACCAUCCAAGCAUUAGUACUUUUAAGCAGCUACGAGGCGUCUUGUACUAGAGAUACACGUUGUUGGCUAUAUAGCGGUAUGGCGAUGAGACUUGCGUUCGACCUCGGUGUCCACCUGGACAUGACGCCCUAUGUGGAGAAGGAAAUAAUUUCGCCAGAGGAGGCUGACCUCCGCCGGAUGGUAUUUUGGGGAGUCUACCUUAGUGAACAAUUUUGGGGGUUCUAUCUGGGGCGUUCCCCGCAGAGCCCUACGAGUGGUGUAUCUGUUCCCAAGCCAGGCUCAUCUAGCCCUCUUCCUGCAAUCAAAUGGAAGGCGUACCCGACAAUGAGUAUGUCGUCUUACAUCAUGGUUCCUUUCGAUCUGAUAUGUUCUCAAUGGGUGUGUCUGUACGAUCUAAUGCUACCCUUGACGGACGUGUUAUACGGAGUUUCAGAAGUCUCGAUUCCUUCGCUUCAAGUUCUGACUGCCAAUACGGUACAGAAAUUACAAACGUGGAAGAAGAACCUCCCAUGUGAACUUCAUGUUGAGGGACGCCCCAUCUGCCAACCCCCAGUCCCACAUAUUCUAUCUCUCCAUAUGCAGUACUACCAGUUCAUGAUUCACUGUCACCGCCCAUACAUCUCAAAACAUUACAUUCAGCCACAACCCCCGCAAGGCCCCGGACCACACCAUGCGCGUAGCAUGUGUCUGGAAUCUGCCAUAUCUAUAGUGAAGCUCCUAACAUUAUAUGAAAGUCUAUACACCUUCCGCAGGGUAAACGUCCAGAUCGUGUCGUUCAUCUUCUCCGCCGCGCUCAUCUUAAUCUUCGCAACAGCGCCUUCGAAACGAACCCCACGAAACCAGGAACUACUCAGAUACCUUAAUACUUGUUUCCGAGCGCUGGAAGAUAUGGGAAGCAGUCUCGAGAAUGCAAAACGCACAAGCACCUUCCUCGGCACAUUGCAGCGUCAAUGGGAGGUCCGCCGACGGAACCGAAUGAAUACACGCACGAAGCAGAAGCCAGGGUCUCGCCAACAACCAGGUGGCAGCAGGAAAAUGGCGAGGAAUGGCAAUGGUACUGAUGGAUUCCACCAUGAAGGAAAUAGCUCCUUUUCCCAACGUGCGGCCUGGCCUGACUGUGGCUCCCCUUCGGGCGGUUUCGGGGCGGCAGGCUCAUCCGUCGCAGAUACGUUGUCUCCUAUGGCUGAUUUUAUGGAUCUUAGUCUUUGUAAUGUUCUUCUUAGUGAGGGGAUCCCGGGUUCCUUUGUGUAA